Molecule: messenger RNA, 2193 nt
Organism: Morone saxatilis (striped sea-bass)
Lineage: Eukaryota; Metazoa; Chordata; Actinopteri; Moronidae
Product: alpha-tectorin-like
Exons: 16
Coding region: 1-2193 (730 amino acids)
Source: RefSeq, a predicted model, not a curated record
AUGUUCUGCUUCGUACUACUCCUGGCUGCACUUAUCCUGCCAACAGGUACUGAUGCAACAAACCAGACAUUUACCAGUUCUGGGGAGAUGAACAUCACCUCGUGCCCAAUCACCUAUUAUGGCCAGAAAUAUGACAAAGUUUAUAUUGAACAAGUUGAACUUGGGAACUUUGGGACACAAGCAAUUCUGGCGAUCAAGACAUAUUCUGGGUACACCAAUGUUGAUGUUGAGGCAGAUUCACAAGUCAAUGGCCUUACAGUUUUUAAACAGAAAUUCCACACUAAUGAAACAAAGAAGGGUGUCAUAACAGACGUGAGUGGAUGCAGACUCUCAGGUUUUGUUUAUAAGACAAAUACGACAGUAAAGGACCCAAACAUCUGCUCUACUGUAACCUGUGAUGUGAGUGGAGUUGCUACUGCCGUCAGUGAUUGUGGCCCCAUGGAGCUUUGCCAGGGAAAUGGAAGUUGCAUUUUGAACACCAUGUGCACUGUGACCAGCUCCACAGUCAUUGAUUUCCUUGGCAGAGUCCACUCUGUCCCGGACAGGUGUGGGUACACUCUGAUGAGGCCCUCGUCGAUCCCGGACUUUCAGGUGCUGGGGGUUUUCCAGGAAAGACGCCGUAAAGAUGUUAGUUUUUUGGACCGUGUGAUACUGCAGUUGGGCACAGAAGGUGUUCAGAUUUUCCUGGAACAAGGUGGCAGAGUUCAGCUGAAUGAUACCGUGUUGAAUCUCAACGCCACAGCUCAGGUGGUCCACGGUGUGGAGCUCUCAAAGGACCAGACAGGAGUGACUGCUAAAAUAUCAGCCUCCAACCACACAGUUUCUGUCCUCUUUGAUGGCUACACCACAUUAAUCCACAUGACAGGACCAAGUGCAGCAUCCGUGCAGGGUUUAUGUGGUAGUUACAACAGGUCUGUUAGUGAAGAGCAGGUCUCUAAAUACAGUGCCAGCGGCUGUGAGAUGCAGUAUAAUGAUACUGCUGAUGGUACAAUCAACUGCAACACUACAACUGAAUGGUGUAAUAUCCUGAAGCAGCCUCCCUUCACUGCUUGCAACAUCAACCCAGAGCCCUUCAUAACUGCCUGCACACGCACUUUGUGCAAAUACCCUACAGUGGAUGGUCUCAAGUGCCAGUUCUUGGAGGCCUACGCCAGGGCCUGCAGCCUGCAAAACAAUGUUACGGUGGAGAACUGGAGGUCAAACACCAACUGCCGUGAGGAUGCCUUCUGUCAGGACAGGUUCUGCAGUGCUCAUGAGUUCUGUGGUGAGAAGAAUUACGGUGGGGAACCUCGCUGCCUCUGUCGGGCCAUUUUUGCCUCCAAGUACAGAUCAAUGAGCACUUUUGGUGAGCCGACGGUCUGCGGGCAGACGUCUGCUUCGGUAAGUCUGGCUAAUUGUCUCUUGGAGGAACAAAGCAUCAACUACUCCGUCUUACACCUCAAUGACCAGGCCUGCAAAGGUGAAAUGGACAACCUGACCCACAUGGUGACGUUCACCUUCGACAGUAGCAGCAACACUUGCGGUGCAGUGGUCAUGGUAAACAAAACCCACAUUACCUACAAGAACACCAUCAUGACACAGAACUUCUCCACGUUUGGCUUUAUCAACCGUAACGCCAAAGUGCAUAUGGACUUCUCCUGUUGUUACAGUCAGCCUGAUGUCAGUAACUUGGCCAUCAAACUCAAACACAGCGCUGUGAUCCAGCAGAUUACUUCUGGAGAAUGGAAUUACAAUCUGACCAUGAAGGCUUACACAGACUCUGAGCGCUUGGAAGCUAUCGAGCCAGGCACCGACAUUCAAUUGGAUGAGACAAUCUGGGUGGAGCUGAAGACAGACGGGCUGGAUGAAAACUUGGUCCUUUUGGUGACUGACUCUUGCUGGGCAACUGAUCAGCCUUCGCCAAAUGGAACCCUGAGAUAUAACAUCAUCAUCAAUGGCUGUCCUAACCCUGCUGACCAGACGGUGAAAGCGGAGGGCAAUGGACUGAGAACGUCCAACUACUUCGCUUUCAACUCAUUCCAGUUCUCUGGCAAGACUACUGACGUCUACCUGCACUGCAGAGUUGAGCUGUGUGUCAGGCAGGAUAACACCUGUGCACCGAGCUGCAGCCAGGCUGAAAGAAGGCGCAGAUCUGCCAUGUCAAAAUCUGAGGAUGAAAACCCUGCCUUCAUCACCAUGGUCUGGACUUCUUAG